This is a messenger RNA of Acomys russatus (golden spiny mouse), 1565 nucleotides long. It is a transcript of the gene Kctd10, whose product is annotated as potassium channel tetramerization domain containing 10. Bases 112 to 1059 code for a protein of 315 amino acids. Gene Ontology annotation, biological process: proteasome-mediated ubiquitin-dependent protein catabolic process; protein ubiquitination; negative regulation of Rho protein signal transduction. Gene Ontology annotation, molecular function: protein binding; ubiquitin-protein transferase activity. Gene Ontology annotation, cellular component: Cul3-RING ubiquitin ligase complex. Lineage: Eukaryota; Metazoa; Chordata; Mammalia; Rodentia; Muridae. The record is from RefSeq and is a predicted model, not a curated record. The transcript is spliced from 7 exons.
GGACAACGGAAGUGCACACCCCGGCCCCGCCUCCGCCCCCUGCCUUGAGUGAGCUGGGUGUUUCCUUCCUCUCAGUCCGGAUUUGGAGACUCCGGCGUCCUCCGACUUUUCAUGGAAGAGAUGUCAGGAGAAAGUGUGGUGAGCUCGGCGGUGCCAGCGGCUGCUACCCGCACCACUUCCUUCAAGGGCGCCAGUCCCAGCUCCAAGUACGUGAAGCUGAACGUGGGGGGCGCCCUCUACUACACCACCAUGCAGACGCUCACCAAGCAGGACACCAUGCUGAAGGCCAUGUUCAGCGGGCGCAUGGAGGUGCUCACCGACAGUGAAGGCUGGAUCCUCAUUGACCGCUGUGGGAAGCACUUUGGGACAAUACUCAACUACCUUCGAGACGGGGCUGUGCCCUUACCCGAGAGCCGCCGGGAGAUUGAGGAGCUGCUAGCGGAGGCCAAGUACUACCUGGUGCAGGGUCUCCUAGAAGAGUGCCAGGCGGCCCUACAAAACAAAGACACAUACGAGCCCUUCUGCAAGGUGCCUGUCAUCACCUCCUCCAAGGAAGAACAGAGGCUCAUAGCGGCUUCCAAUAAGCCGGCCGUGAAGCUGCUCUACAACAGAAGCAACAACAAGUACUCCUACACCAGCAAUUCUGACGACAAUAUGUUGAAAAACAUUGAAUUGUUUGAUAAGCUUUCUCUGCGCUUUAACGGGAGGGUCCUGUUCAUAAAGGACGUCAUUGGGGAUGAAAUCUGCUGCUGGUCCUUUUAUGGUCAAGGCCGCAAAAUCGCAGAAGUCUGCUGUACCUCCAUCGUCUAUGCCACCGAAAAGAAGCAGACCAAGGUUGAGUUCCCUGAAGCCCGAAUUUAUGAGGAGACCUUGAACAUUUUGCUGUAUGAAGCCCAGGAUGGCCGAGGACCUGACAACGCGCUCCUGGAAGCCACGGGCGGUGCAGCUGGGCGCUCCCACCACCUGGACGAGGACGAGGAGAGGGAGCGGGAGCGGAUUGAGCGCGUGCGGAGGAUCCACAUCAAGCGCCCAGAUGACCGGGCCCACCUGCACCAGUGAGGCAGCAAGUGCAAGCUGCCUUCCCUGCACCCCUGCCCCCUCUGACCCUGUGCAGGCUUCGGGGCGCCUCCCACCUCCCCUGGAGUCCGGAGACACUUUUGUAAUAAGCAGAUGAUUAUUUUGAUAUUUCUUGACAAAGCGGAUUGCUUCUGUGUUGACCUAAGUGUGUACCCUUCUGAAAGCUCUACUUCUCAGGAGAGCCUGGAGCCUGGCUUCUUUGGCUCUUAGAGGAAAAGUGUGAAUGAGGCUGGUGUGUAUGCGAGAGCCUUUGUUGCAGUAUUUAUUACAUGGGUGUUGACUACCUAUUAGGGCUUCUUAGGUGACACUCCCGUAGGGCUUAGUUUACCAGUUGUGAGGGACUUUGUAGUUGGCAGUCAGCCACCAAGAUGUCUUGUCUGUGAGCAGCCUGGCCCCUGUGUACUCCAGGCAGGCAGUCUCACUUUUCCCUGGGAGUCUGCUCUGUACAGUUUUGUGAUAGAGCUCGUUGGUCACACUUGCAGCUUGUA